AUGUCCCAACUUGCAAAAGUCUCUCACUCACCAACCACCUCAACAUGGAUGUCGGGACUGGACGACGUUGCCUGGCUCACUAUUUUUGACUUUCUUUCCAUUUCGUCGUAUGGUUCCGUGGUUCGACUUUGUAAAAAAUUAAAUUCUCUCUUUUCUGAAUAUAAAUUAUUUAAGCAUGCACAACAAAUCCUCACGAAAGAAUUACCUCCAUUCGGAACUCGAAAACCAGAAUAUUUCUUUUAUUUUUACAAUACUCCGAAAACCAUUCUGGAAUACAUGACCUAUUACAAAUUUAGUGCAAAUUAUAGAAAUGAUCAUAUUUUAGAAAGAGUGAAUUGGAUAGAGCCCAAUAUUGUCUUAAAAGAUGAAUUGUUAGGAAAGUUUGCAAACAACAUGUACAUUGCUGAAUAUUUUGUUUCAAAAACGAAGGGAAAAAUUCUAGUGGAUGCGCCAUCGGAAUGGUUGGAACAUCGAGAGUUGAUGAAGAGUGUUUUCUCUCUUCCUAAACAAGGCUCGUGGUUUAUAUUAGUGAAAUCGCCCUCCAUUCGAAGUGACUUGGAUCUUUGUAAAUUAGCAUUUCAAAAUCGUCACCCAAAAGUAUCUCGUUCGAUUAUUGAGAACAUGAUUAUGAAGACUGAAGAAUCUCAAAUUGAAGCCAUCAAGUUCUUUGGAUUGGAAUGUUUUCCAUACAUUACGAAUAAGAAUUUAUUUUCAGAUAAGGAACUCAUGUUUAGAGCCAUUCGAGCGAGCAUUCCUCACAAAAUUCAUGCAUCAUCCACAAAUAUCCAAAAUUACAUUCCACUUGACUUGGUACAAACCAGAGAGAUGAUGCUCACAUUGAUGGAGGUGAGCGCUAAAUAUAUUCUUAAUUGUUCUCCAUCCUUUUAUGAAGAAAAUAUGGACUUGGUGACCAUGGCCGUCCAACAAGAUCCUGAAAUACUUUGCAAAUUAUCCACUCCAAUCAUAUCAGCACUAGAAUAUCAAACGGUGAAGCAAUGUCUUCAGCAGCAACCACUAAUCUUUUAUUGCCUUCCAUUACAUUUGAGACAAACUCCUGAAUUGAUUUAUCUUACUUUUCAAUCAUCCUCAUUUACUCUUUCUCAUGGAAAUCCAUUAUGGAAGCAAAUUUGUGAUGGAAUCACUCAAUAUGAUGCGAUCAAAGCAUUUGCAGAUUGUGGACAUCUCAGCAUGAUCCGUCGAUUCAUAAAGCUCACUUCUGAAAUGGAUCAAAAAACUCUCAACUUGCUACUCACAGAUAUUUCUUUAAAACGACUCAAUCGCUUCCUUUCAUGUGCUCCAGAUCGUCCAGAAUUUGUAUUUACCAAAGAAUAUAUAUUUCCAAUGUUGUGUAAACAGUUCAGACUUCAUGAAUAUUCUUUUGUGGCAUCCUUGUUACAAUAUCGAGACUAUAUAUUGAGAAUGAUCACUUUGAAUAGAGAUCCAUUGACUCUCGAUUUAGACAUGAUUCGAACGGAUCAUGUAUUGUAUUUCAUUGUGGCCUUUCCAAUUAUUAAUCAAAACAUGGAUGAGAGCGUUGUGUGUGAAGAAUGCAGAACGAUCAUACUCAACUUGUGCAAGAAUCGUUUUUUCAACCUCUCAUUGAUGAUGGAUUUCAUUCCAUCUGUUAAAGAACUCAUUCUUUGUGACACUAAUUUUGUGUUGCGCAUUCUUGAGGUGAAUGUGCAGUUCUAUCGAAUUCUUCCAGCCCAAUUAAGAAAUUCGAAAAAAUAUCCAGAAUUGGCUUUAAAGGUUUUGCAUGAUGGGGAAUUACGAACAUAUGUGAAAGGAAUUUCCUCUACCUCUUCUUCUUUCCCUUCAAAAACAAAUUGUGAUUAA
Messenger RNA from Naegleria fowleri, 1836 nucleotides. RefSeq lists its product as uncharacterized. Lineage: Eukaryota; Heterolobosea; Eutetramitea; Acrasida; Naegleriidae. The record is from RefSeq and is a predicted model, not a curated record. The transcript has a single exon. Bases 1 to 1836 code for a protein of 611 amino acids.